CGCGCCAAUGAUUUCACUAAGUUUACGAAAUAUUUAGAUAGUAGAUAAUCGAAAUUUUCCUUCAGAUUUCAAUACUACUUCAAAUAUUAUGGAAUUGAUAGAUUUAUAGUGAUAUUUUAAUUUCGUAGUUUAAAUUUGUAGGGAAAACACUUGGCUAGUUCUUAGUUACAAAGUAAAAAGUGAAAUAAAAGUGUAUAUAGGUAUAAAAUGACUACCUAGCUGUAAAAUAGACGGAAAACGAAACAAAAGAAAAUUCGUAGCAUCCAUUAGAAAAAUAGAGUGAAAUUAAAGAAAUAGUUCGGUAAAUAAAACUACUUACUAAACUUUUCGUGGCGGCCGAUCGUGAUACCGUGAUAGAUAUAAUCUGUGGCAAUAAAAAAAAACAAAUGUAGGCAGCAAAAAGUUUCCGUGGCGUGAUGGAAGUUCUUUUGAAUUUUAAAUUUUGAAUUUCGAACGAUGUCUUCGGAGUUGUCUUUGGACGGACGCGAUAGACCGAAUGUGUUUCGUAGAGUUAUUUCGUUGUGUGUUAGAGUCGCGUGCUCGCAAAUAGGUUUAGUCGUGUCUGUGGUGGUUUAUGUACUUCUUGGUGCUUUGCUGUUUGAGUAUUUGGAGUCGGGGCCGGAAGUGCAGAAGCGGUCGGCGAUACAGCGGUCGAGGGAAGAAUGUCUGAAAGAGCUUUGGGCUAUCACAGAACGCCUCAACGUUCUGUACGAGCGCAAUUGGACGAGACUGGUCCACGAGCAGUUACGGAAGUUCGAGUCAUCGAUCGUGGCGGCGGCGAGACAAACGGACGCGCCGCCGGCCGAGCUUCUGCACGCUAAGUGGACGUUCUCCGGCGCGCUCAUAUAUUGCAUUACCCUCAUUACCACUAUAGGAUAUGGCAAUGUGUCGCCGCGCAGCACCGCUGGCAGAGCCGCGACAGUGUUAUACGCAGCGGCUGGCGUGCCAUUGACCUUGGCUUGCUUGGCAGGGCUCGGUGCGUCAUUGGCACGACUGGCAAGAUUAGCCUGGCUACGCGCCACUAAGGAUAAAGUGCCUAACACAUGGAGGAAAGAUGGUGAGAUGGAGAAUCAUUUCCAACUGCACGAACAACAACGGCUUUUACCCCAACCGACGGAACACAACCAGUACACGUCGUUUCCCCCGCGGACCCAGCGGUCCCCAGGGACUGUGAAGGCGAGGGCCGGGGACAGAGGACAAUAUUCUCAAGUGUUUGAGAAAGCGCCUACAAGUCCUCGAGCGGCGACGAUGGGACGUGUGAAGCGUAGUGCCUUGACUGAUGAACCGCAAACGUCAUCAGCCCUCCAAACACAGACCCUGGACCGCAAGCGGACGAUGAACAACAUGAAGUGUCUGGCGACAGUGCACGGACCGGCACGGGGCCGGGCGCGGACCGUGCUGAGGCCGCGCGGUCCGGCCAUCGAGCAGCUCAUCGUAGAGGAGUGCGGGGAGAUGUUCCUCAACAGGAGUCAGGACGAGCUUGACGACUCAGAGGAUGCUGAAGAAGGAAUAUGUCCACACGACACGCCAUCAAGAGUGCCUUUGAUAUGGAACGAAGAGAAUCACAAAGCGAAGAGUUGCGCUGUACCCAGUAGCAGUGCUUCCACGAGCGUGCAGCAUCAGAACCACAGCUUAGAGCACUGCCACAUACCAGUCGGCAUUGUGCUGUUCCUCCUCAUUGGCUACAUUUGCGUAGGAGCAGCCAUCUUCUCCGCGUGGGAGAACUGGAGUUUCCUCGACGCUGCCUAUUUCUGCUUCAUUGCAUUGGCGACGAUUGGCUUCGGUGAUUUCGUACCAACAAGUUUCCUAACCUUGAAGCAAAGUGAGAAUUCACGAAGCGAAUACAUACAAAUGAUUGCGUGUUGUGCGUACCUUGUCUUUGGACUUAUAUUGAUAGCAAUGGCCUUCAGUCUUCUUCAGGACGAAGUGGUGGCGCGAUGUACUCAGUUGGCGCAAACUCUAGGUCUCACGCGUCAAUGACAAUACGAAAAGAGCGAUUGCAGCUCAACAGAUAACAAUUUGAGGAUGUUAUGAUCGUUAUUGUAAGGAGUCACUCAGGUUCGAGUCCCCGGAUACCCUUUGUACUUCUUAUUAUUAUAUGACACAUGUUACCAUUGUAUAGACAAAUAUUAUUUUCUCAUGUCUUCGUAAAAGAAACGGUGAAAUUUAAAGAGUUUUUACGGAAUUUGUACUUGAAGCGUAUGUUUUCUUAUGUAAAUAGUGUAAAAAUUUAUCUAUAAAAGCAAGGCUGAAACUGUAAUGAAACAAUAAAAUUGUGUGAAUAAUUGUAA
Bicyclus anynana (squinting bush brown) is the source of this 2291-nucleotide messenger RNA. RefSeq lists its product as uncharacterized. The transcript is spliced from 7 exons. Gene Ontology annotation, molecular function: potassium ion leak channel activity. Gene Ontology annotation, biological process: stabilization of membrane potential; potassium ion transmembrane transport. NCBI's taxonomy places the organism in Eukaryota, Metazoa, Arthropoda, Insecta, Lepidoptera, Nymphalidae. The record is from RefSeq and is a predicted model, not a curated record. Bases 457 to 1980 code for a protein of 507 amino acids. Gene Ontology annotation, cellular component: membrane.